AUGUCUGCAAACAAUUUGUUUUUUCUUCAUCCAUUAGAAAUAACACAAUCAGUAUUAAAAGCGUACGUUGAUCUACGAACGGCACAAACUGCACGCACAUUAUACGCUGUAGAAAAGAGAAAAAAUACAGAAAAAAACAAAAAAUUAGAGGCUCAAAAACGAUUUAAAGCAAUGCUAGGAAUCCAUUCAGUUGGAGGAAUACUUUCAUUGCUUGAUGAAAAAGAAACGAGCCUACAAAUACACGCGUUAAAGAACCUAAAAGAACUAGUAGAUCAGUUCUGGCAUGAAAUUGCAGAUGAAAUAUCGAAAAUUGAAACGCUUUAUGAAGAUGAAACGUUUCCUCAACGCCAAUUAGCAGCACUUGUUGCUUCAAAGGUGUAUUAUCAUUUAGGGGAAUACACGGAAUCGGCAACGUUUGCUUUGGGUGCGGGAGAAUGGUUUGAUCUUUCAUCAUCAUCAGAAUAUGUUGAAACAAUUAUUUCAAAAUUCAUUGAUACAUAUAUUGAAAAGAAUUUUCAAAAAUACGAAGAUCCUAAUGUUGAAAUAGAUCCAAGAUUAAUAAUAGUUGUGGAGAAGAUGUUUAAAAAAUAUCUAGAGAAUAAGCAAUGGAAACAGGUUCUUGGGAUUACAUUAGAAGCUCGAAGACUUGAUAUCAUUGAAGAUAUUAUGAACAAAAACGAGGAUGGAUCUUUAAAAAAUUAUCUUCUGGAUGUUGGAAUAAGCCUUAUACAAAAUUUAGACUUCAGAAAUAAAGUUUUAAGUCUUUUACUUAACUUAUUUUUAAAAGAAAAGCAACCUGAUUAUUUUUCUGUAAUCAAGUGUGUUGUUCAUUUAGGCGAUAGCCAUAUUGCAGCAAAAAUUCUGCAAAAUCUUACUUUAAAAAAUGAUGAGAAGAGUUUACUUAUUGCAUAUCAAAUAGCAUUUGAUUUGAAUAGUUAUGCUACACAAGAAUUUUUACAAAAAGUUUCUCAAAAUCUUGAACAGUUAUUAGCAGAAUCAAAAAAUGAACAAAAUACUGCAAACAUGGAUCUAGAAAAUCUCAUUAUUUCAAGAAUCAAAUCCAUUCUUGGAGGGGAAGAAUCCGUUAAGCUUUAUAUGAAAUUUCUAUCUCAAAACAAUCGUGCUGAUAAUCAAAUACUAGUAAAGACAAAAGAUUCCCUUGAUGCUAGAAACUCCAUUUUUCACUGUGCUGUUACAUUUUCAGUAGCAUUUAUGAAUGCAGGAACAACAUCAGAUAAAUUUUUUAGGCAAAAUCUUGAUUGGUUAUCUAAAGCAAUUAAUUGGUCAAAAUUUAGUGCUACAGCAGCUUUGGGUGUAAUUCAUCGAGGUGAUUUAUCACAAGGGAUGUCUCUUCUAGCACCAUAUCUUCCACAAGAAGGCGUAUCAGGUUCUCCAUACUCCGAAGGGGGAUCAUUAUUUGCUUUAGGUCUUAUUCAUGCCAAUCAUGGAAAAUCUGUACUUGAUUUUCUAAGAAAUCAACUAAGAAGUACUCAAGUGGAAACUAUUCAACAUGGCGCUGCUUUAGGAUUAGGUGUUGCUGGAAUGGCUACAGGAAAUGAAGAAAUAUACGAAGACCUUAAAAAUGUAUUAUUUACUGAUAGCGCUGUAGCAGGAGAGGCUGCUGGAUUAGCAAUGGGACUUGUGAUGCUUGGAACAGCAUCUCCUAAAGCUAUUGAUGAGAUGCUGCAAUAUGCUCAUGAAACACAACAUAAAAAAAUAAUUCGUGGUCUUGCUCUUGGAAUUGCAAUGCUUAUGUACGCUAAAGAAGAAACAGCAGAUGUACUUAUUGAUCAACUUUGCUCAGAUUUAGAUCCUAUUUUACGCUAUGGAGGUAUUUAUACUAUUGCAAUGGCUUAUUGUGGAACAGAAAACAAUAAAGCCAUUAAAAGACUACUUCAUACUGCUGUUAGUGAUGUUAAUGAUGAUGUUAGAAGAGCAUCAGUUAUUUCACUUGGUUUUAUUUUACUAAGAAAUUCUUUUACUUUACCAAGAAUGAUAGAAUUAUUAAGCGAAAGUUAUAACCCUCAUGUAAGAUAUGGAGCAGGGCUUGCACUUGGAAUCGCGUGUGCUGGAAGUGCUAUGCCUGAUGCUCUUGAUCUUUUAGAACCAUUAUCAAAAGAUCCAUCUGACUUUGUUCGUCAAAGUGCUCAUAUAUCUACAGCCAUGAUAUUAAUACAACAUAACGACCAAUCAAAUCCAAGAGUUGCUAGUUUUAGAAAACAACUUGAAAAAAUUAUUUCUGAUAAACAUGAAGAUGCUAUGGCUAAAUUUGGAGCAGCACUUGCACAGGGGAUAUUAGAUGCUGGAGGAAGGAAUGUUACUAUAGGUUUACAAUCUAUUACUGGUAGUUUAAAUAUGGUAGCUAUUGUAAGCACUGCAAUUUUUACCCAAUUUUGGUAUUGGUUUCCUUUGACACAUUUUCUUUCUCUUUCUUUUACUCCCACAGCAUUGAUAGGUUUAAAUAAAGAUCUAAAGGUCCCAAAAUUUAAAUUCAUAUCAAAUGCAAAACCAAGCUUGUUUGCUUACCCUCCAGAAACUAAAAAAGAAACAGAUAAAGGCCCAGGAAAAGUUGCUACAGCAGUAUUAUCAACAACAGCUAAAGCUCAAGCCAGAGCCAAAAAAACAGAAAAGGAAAAGUUAAUUAAGGAAAAUGAAGAAGAUACUAUGCAAAUGGAUACUAAUUUUCAUGAUACAAUAGAAUCUAUACCAGAAAACAUGAAUAUUGAUGAAGUAAAAGAAAGUCCAAAUGAAACUAUCAAAGAAAAAAAUAUAGUAAAAGAAGACGAACCCCAAUUUGAAAUAUUGCAAAAUAUGAGUAGAGUGACCUUUUCCCAAUUUAAAUAUAUUUCAUUUAAAGAUGAUUCACGUUAUAUACCUGUGAAAAAACCUACUGGUGGAAUAUUGAUGAUGAUGGAUAAAUGUCCUAAUACGCCGGAAUCUUUUAUUGAUUCAGAUUUUGAAGAAAAAUCAGAUAAAGAACAAAAAGAAUUAGAAGCAGAGCCACCAGAGCCUUUUGAAUAUAAAGGAUUUACUGACUAA
This is a messenger RNA of Pneumocystis jirovecii RU7, 3039 nucleotides long. RefSeq names its product proteasome regulatory particle base subunit RPN2. The transcript is spliced from 11 exons. Bases 1 to 3039 code for a protein of 1012 amino acids. Gene Ontology annotation, biological process: regulation of protein catabolic process; proteasome-mediated ubiquitin-dependent protein catabolic process. The record is from RefSeq and is a predicted model, not a curated record. Lineage: Eukaryota; Fungi; Ascomycota; Pneumocystomycetes; Pneumocystales; Pneumocystaceae. Gene Ontology annotation, molecular function: enzyme regulator activity. Gene Ontology annotation, cellular component: nucleus; proteasome complex; proteasome regulatory particle, base subcomplex.